Messenger RNA from Rhinocladiella mackenziei CBS 650.93, 738 nucleotides. RefSeq lists its product as uncharacterized. The record is from RefSeq and is a predicted model, not a curated record. The transcript is spliced from 3 exons. Lineage: Eukaryota; Fungi; Ascomycota; Eurotiomycetes; Chaetothyriales; Herpotrichiellaceae. Gene Ontology annotation, molecular function: protein kinase activity; ATP binding. The coding region runs from base 1 to 738 and encodes 245 amino acids. Gene Ontology annotation, biological process: protein phosphorylation.
AUGCUUAACAACCGAUAUGGCCAUGUCAUAGCAUUUACCCACGCCAUCGACGAGGCCUGCCAGCUCAAGGAUGACACCUCGACUGGUCUUUUCUGGGCAGUCGCGAUCACCGCCUCUGCCCUAGAGGCCGGAAUUGAACUGGUGGAUUUCAUCCGCUUAUUGCGAAAGCUAGAUACCGCAUUCCCAAAGUUUGGUGUCGACGUCUCUCGAUAUCGUACCGAUCUUCGGAUACAACAGAAUAUUUUCAGCCAAUACAUUGACUGUUAUCUUCCAAUCAUUGAACACUUGACAGAGGGAGAGGAAGGAGAAGACGAGACCGCUUCCGACCUGGACAGUUUUAUUCUGCCACUCAUUCGGGAGGCAGAUACCAAAAUCAAAAAAUACUGGGAUACAAUGCUUGUCAUCGCCCGACAAAAUGAAGAACGGGAAUUACGCAAACUCGUUUCUGCCACCACUUACGUCAAUGGUAUUCACGGUGAAGGACACGGCUCUAAUAAUGUUCGCUUCCGGUUUAUUCGUCACCUAGGGACGGGAAGCUACGGUGAUGUCUCGGAAAUGGAGGAACUGUCGACAGGAAACGUUUACGCUCGUAAACUCUUUCGAUAUCAUGACGAAUCACAAGCCAGGCGCGUGGAAACAGAGGUCAAGAACAAGGUCAAAGUCAUGCCGAAGCUACGACACCAUCACAUUGCUUCCGUACUCUUGUGGGUCCGAGAUCCGGAUUCCAAAAACCUUUAG